Candida albicans SC5314 is the source of this 1011-nucleotide messenger RNA. RefSeq names its product Adh5p (gene ADH5). Gene Ontology annotation, molecular function: oxidoreductase activity; zinc ion binding. Bases 1 to 1011 code for a protein of 336 amino acids. The transcript has a single exon. The record is from RefSeq and is a predicted model, not a curated record. NCBI's taxonomy places the organism in Eukaryota, Fungi, Ascomycota, Pichiomycetes, Serinales, Debaryomycetaceae.
AUGUCAAUUCCAUCUACUCAGUACGGAUUUUUUUAUAAUAAAGCUAGUGGUCUUAAUUUGAAAAAAGACUUGCCGGUUAACAAGCCAGGUGCUGGUCAAUUGCUUUUAAAGGUUGAUGCAGUUGGCCUUUGUCAUUCAGAUUUACAUGUUCUCUAUGAAGGUUUGGAUUGUGGUGAUAAUUAUGUGAUGGGCCACGAAAUUGCUGGGACUGUUGCUGAACUAGGUGAAGAGGUGAGUGAGUUUGCAGUUGGAGAUCGUGUCGCUUGUGUCGGCCCCAAUGGAUGUGGUCUUUGUAAACACUGUCUUACUGGUAACGAUAAUGUUUGUACCAAGUCGUUUUUGGAUUGGUUUGGAUUGGGUUACAAUGGAGGUUACGAGCAAUUUUUGUUAGUCAAGAGACCAAGAAACUUGGUCAAGAUCCCUGACAAUGUUACUUCCGAGGAAGCUGCAGCUAUUACGGAUGCCGUAUUGACUCCUUACCAUGCUAUCAAGUCUGCAGGUGUUGGUCCAGCAAGUAAUAUAUUAAUUAUCGGAGCUGGUGGAUUAGGAGGUAACGCUAUUCAAGUUGCAAAAGCAUUUGGUGCGAAGGUUACUGUUUUGGAUAAAAAGGAUAAGGCAAGAGACCAAGCUAAGGCCUUUGGAGCUGACCAGGUUUACAGUGAAUUACCAGACAGCGUUUUACCUGGGUCAUUCAGUGCUUGUUUUGAUUUUGUUUCGGUUCAGGCAACAUACGAUUUGUGUCAAAAGUAUUGUGAGCCAAAGGGUACUAUUGUUCCCGUAGGUCUAGGUGCAACUUCGCUUAACAUAAAUCUUGCUGAUUUAGAUCUUCGUGAAAUUACCGUCAAGGGCUCAUUCUGGGGUACCCUGAUGGAUUUAAGAGAAGCAUUUGAAUUGGCUGCACAGGGAAAGGUCAAACCAAAUGUUGCUCAUGCUCCAUUGUCAGAAUUGCCUAAGUAUAUGGAGAAGUUGAGAGCCGGUGGUUAUGAAGGAAGAGUCGUGUUUAAUCCAUAA